Molecule: messenger RNA, 327 nt
Organism: Miscanthus lutarioriparius
Lineage: Eukaryota; Viridiplantae; Streptophyta; Magnoliopsida; Poales; Poaceae
Source: the annotation of a GenBank genome assembly
AUGCCGCCGCCGCCGGUGUCUGCCAUGACCAACAACGGCGACCUGGUGGCGACGGCGUGCGAGAAAGCCAAGGGCCACGAGGCGCACCACUACCUACGGGCUCGGGCUGACGGCGUGGCGCUGUUCGACUACCUGGAGUGCGCCGGCAGGGUGAUGGACGCGGCGGGGGACUGCUGGCAGCGCGUGUCGUACGAGGAUGGCGCUCUGAAGCGGGCGCUGUGGAACGACGCCGUCGACGUCGCCAACCGCGCCAACCUCGCCCAAGCCUUGAUCGAGCAGAUGGUCGACUUCCCGGACGAUCAUGAAUAUCGCCAUGUUAAUGUAUAA